Molecule: messenger RNA, 2451 nt
Organism: Pungitius pungitius (ninespine stickleback)
Lineage: Eukaryota; Metazoa; Chordata; Actinopteri; Perciformes; Gasterosteidae
Product: saccharopine dehydrogenase-like oxidoreductase
Exons: 12
Coding region: 345-1628 (427 amino acids)
Biological process (GO): glycolipid biosynthetic process
Cellular component (GO): mitochondrion; lipid droplet; plasma membrane
Source: RefSeq, a predicted model, not a curated record
UAAAGCCAAUCAGAACUUCCAAGGGGAAAACCAAGGAAGUUAUCAUGCUAGCAUGCAAAUCUUAAAAUAAACAAAGUAUAAGUAGCUGAUAGAUCGAGCAUAACUAUACAUAUAAUUUGCUUCAAACAAACGCAACACAAUUUAUUUCCAAGCACUUGUUUUGGGAGAAAAAAAACAAACUACUGCUGUUGUUAGUAUCGGUUAGCACAUUAGCAUAGUGCUGCUACGGAAGUAGAAAGCGGCGCUGUCAAAACCGCACCACGCAGUCCUGCCCUCUCCUGUCAGUCUCUCUGAGAGGUGAAGCAAGCAUCGCAGUGAGAUCCUCCAGGCUGUUUGCUGUCAUCAUGGCGCGGGUUGAAACAUCAUCCAACAGGCCUUACCACCUGGUUAUCUUCGGAGCCUCUGGGUUCACUGGACAGUUCGUGGUGGAGGAGGUAGCCCGAAACGUGUCCGAGGGUCCAAGGGGGAACCUGAAAUGGGCCGUGGCAGGCAGGAGCAAGCAAAAGCUAGAAAAAGUUCUGGAGCAGGCCGCCGGAGUCCUCGAUAAGCCUGAGCUCAGGUCAGAGGUGGACAUCAUUGUGGCAGAUGUCGGGGAACCAGACUCCCUGGCAGCCAUGUGCAAACAGGCUGUAAUUGUUCUCAACUGCGUGGGGCCUUACAGGUUCUAUGGCGAGCCAGUGGUCAAAGCCUGUGUGGAGAAUGGGUCCCACCAUAUUGACAUCAGUGGAGAGCCUCAGUUUCUGGAGGGCAUGCAGUUGAACUACAGCAGCCAGGCAGCUGAAAAAGGUGUGUACAUCAUAGGAAGCUGUGGAUUUGACUCCAUACCUGCGGACAUGGGAGUCCUCUACACCAGAGACCAGUUCAAAGGAACGCUGACCACAGUGGAGAGCUUCCUGACUGUCGGCUCGGGUGAUGAUGGCGGAUGUAUCCACGAUGGCACCUGGCAGUCCGCUAUCUACGGUUUUUCCGACAGCCAGAAGCUGCAGAGUCUCAGGAAGAAGUUUAAUCACAAACCUCUCCCUGCUGUUGGUGCUAAGCUGAAACGCAGGGGGAAUUUGUUCUUUAGCAAUGAGAUCCAGCAGUACACGGUGCCGUUCAUGGGCUCCGACCCCUCCGUUGUGAAGAGAACUCAGCGCUUUGUGGUGGAGGAAUAUAACGCUAAACCGGUUCAGUAUGGAGCGUACGCCGGAAUAGGAGGUAUUGGCAACAUCGCCAAGCUGAUGUUUGCUGGAAUGAUGUUCUGGAUUUUGGUCAAAUUCAGUUUUGGGCGCAAUCUACUCAUCAAGCACCCCGAGUUCUUCUCCUUUGGACUCUUCUCCAAGGCCGGACCAACUAGAAAGCAGAUGGAGGCGUCAUCCUUCCAGUUUGCUUUCUAUGGGGAAGGUUACACCGAGGGACAGGACCCCUCCCAGGGGAAACCUAACGCCAAGAUCCGCACACUGGUUCAGGGACCAGAAUGCGGCUAUGUGGCCACGCCCAUCGCCAUGGUACAGGCUGCACUAACCAUCCUCAACGAACCCGCGGCCUUGCCCAAGACGGGAGGAGUUUAUACUCCAGGAGCUGCUUUUGCAAAAACCACGCUGACGGACCGCCUCAACAAACACGGCAUCCAGUUCUCUGUCAUCUAAAGUCUCUUCCACCCCCCAUGAGCCCCCCCCAACGAUGCCAUACUCGGCACUUACUAAUAUCAAUAAUAUCAACUGGAAUGUUUCCAACUAUUCCGUCACAAGCACCUUAACUAGAGAUGGAGUGCACCUUCAGAUGAAGUUCUAACCGUAUUUUAGGUGAUUUUUUUUCUGCAUCAUAUCAUUUUUUUGUUCAGUCAUAAACGUGUCAGGUCUCCCCUUGGGUUUAUUACAAUAACAUGUAUAAACAGUUUAAAUUUGCCUACAUAUUUACUAAUUAAAGGAGGAUUUUGUCCAGUUUCAUCUAAUUGAGCCAAAAUUGUUGUUUCCAGUCUCCCUCUAACACUACACUAUCUGGAGAUAAGAGAAAAUCAUCUGGAAAGGGCCUUUCAUCAUAUAAAUGAUUUGGUUUGUAACAUUUGGUUAUAAGAACUAUAUUACCAUCAGUUGCCGCACCUUCAUGCUACGUGUGUGUGGACGAGCAUGACUGCUGGUGGCUUAACAUCCUGAUAGCUUUGUUCUUCAUAGGUCACGCUUGGACUAUAUUAAAAUCAUCCAGCUGAAUACACCCAACUGUUUGCUUUGGAGCCUUGUGAGAAAACGUAUCCAGUUGUUGCUUCAGACUGAAUAUAUCUCCUCUGCUGUUUUGUUAACAAUUGUUUGUGUGGACAGUUUGAGUUUUGCUAGUUUAUUUAUCUGAAGAACUUUGUCACAAAAGAUUGUUUUUCAUGUUUGCGCAUUAUGUGCAUGUGACAAAUGUUUGGAGGGUUGUUUUGGUGUGCUUUGCUUUGUAUGCGCCUGAUAAAUAAAACCAAAUCUAAGAAUU